UGGUGGAGGUCUGCAGGAGGAUCAGAUGAACAGGCAGGAAUUGACUCCUCACCGUCCUGAUGAAGUUACUGAACUCACUGUGCCUCAAGAGGCUGGAUCGAUGGAGUGGUCAGACAGGCAUGGAGGAGGCACUGAUGACCCUGGGGCCAGUAGACCAGUGCUGUUGGCCAACUCUGACAACAUGAGGUCACCUGUGCUACCCCAGCACUCCCUCCUGCUGGAGCUCAGCGGCAGUGACGCAGAAGGGAGAGUCAGAGAGGAAGAAGAACUUGUGGUGCUGGAUCCCGAGCAUCCUCUAAUGAAGAGAUUCCAGUCUGCAUUAAAAAAACACCUCAGUAAUCAUCUUCAGAGACUGAACCUUGAACUUUGUGAGAAGAUGGUAAUGGAGAAGACAGAGUCUCAGAAGCGUCAGCAACUUGCUGAAGAGGUGUACAUGGUGCAGGAGAUGUUGGCUAGACUUCAGGCAUCUCUGGAGGCCACUCAUGAGGCCAAUGCCCAGGCUGCUGCCCAACGGAGACGGGCCCAAGAUCAACUGGAUGGAGUGAAGAAUCAGUACCAAGCCACAGCCAGUCAGGCCAACAAACAACGUACACAAGUCUCUGAAUUACAGUCUCAGGUGGACAGCUUUGCCCUGAAUCUGCUCUACAUGCAGGAGGUCAACAUUGAUCUGCGCUCGGACAUCAAAGCCAUUAUAAACGCUUCACACAAGGCCCAGAGGGAGAGAACUCAGGCAGAGGAGCAUAAACACCAGCAGGAUCUUUAUGUGGAGCGCUUGACCAAGCAUGUGGAGAAGCUCUCAGAGCAGAUCUCUCUUUAUGAGGUUCAGAUCAUCGCUCAGACUGAGGAGACGAAGGCUGCAAAGGAUGGUCUUUCGGAGGCACAGCUGGAACUGGACUCUCUGUUUGUCGAGCGUAAACAGUUACUUCAGCAGUGGAACAGCAGCCUGUUGAUGAUGAGAAAGAGGGAUGAAGCUUACACUACCAUGCAGGAGGAACUAAGGUUGGCCAAUGAUCAUAUGCGCUCUCUGGACACAGAGAUUGAAGGCUAUAAAAAGUCCAUCACACUGGAGGAGGAGCAGAAUGAGCGUCUGACUCUGCGUCUGAACCGAGCCCAGACUGACUGCACCACUUCACGCAAACUCAUCACACAGUCCCAGAACCAUCAGGAGAUCCUGCAGGCUCAAUACAGCACAUACACCCGAAUGUUGCAGGAGACAGAGAAAACCCUCAGCACACUGCGUGGGGAGCAUGAGGCACGUCAGUCCGAGCUCAAGACUCUCAGGAAGAAAUUGGAGAGAGGGUCUGCAGUGCGUUUGGACUUAGAAGAUCAGAUCAUGAACAAACUGCGAGAGCAGCUUACCCACAAUAAUGCAGCAAAGUACUCACGUCGACUGACUGAUAAAAAUGCAGCACAAAGGAGAGAAAAGGAGGCACAGUUAACCAAGAUGGAGAAUGAGAUCAAUGGAAUAAUCCUGGAAGGCCAGGAGGUGGAGACAUGUCUGGACUCCCUGGCUGUGCUACACGCUGAACUUGAGCAAGAAUUGAGCCAACAAAACCUGCUGGUGUCUGCUCACGAAACAGAGAUCGCUAAACAAGUCAUAGAUAUUGAACAAAAGCAGGCCACUAUCAACAUCUACAACAAGAGGAUCAAGGAGAUUGUGUCCAUAACUGGGCAUGAAGAUCUGGGUCCUCUAGAGAUCCGUGCAGCCACUCUGUCCAAGGAGCUGGAGGAAGUUGGUGCUGAGAUUAAAGAGCAGCAGCAGUUGUGGUUGUGGCAACAGGGGGAGCUAGUGAGAUUCACCCAGGAAAAACAGGCCCACAACUCCUCUGUACAGACCCUCCGCACAGAACUCACAAUACUGCAACAGAGCAAGAUCAGAAGAGAGAGUGAGAUGGAGCAGGAUCAGCGUGAGCAGGCAGAUCUGGAUAAACAGACCAAGACUCUUAUGGCAGACAUGGUGAAACUGAACUCUCUGCUCAAUAAGAACAGUGAUCUGAAUCAAGCACUGCAGCAGAGCAACAGUCUGAUGGAGACAGAGUUCAGACAGAAACUCAAGGAGGCUGAGAGGGAAUUAGUUGAGACUCAGCUAAAGCUGGAGAGGGUAAAUGAAGAGAAAGAGAGACUCAUCAACAGCCUAGUGGAGGCAGAGCGUCAGAUCAUGCUGUGGGAGAAGAGAACCCAGUUGAUGAGAGAGACUCGCUCUGCCAUAGACUCAGAUAUUGGACAGGGAGACAUACGGACCAUGAGAGCAGAGAUUCACCGCAUGGAGGUUCAUUAUGCUCAACUGAUGAGGCGGCAAGAGCGGUUGUUGAGAGACAUGGAAUCAGUGGUUGCCAGGCGUGAGACUAUUGUUGUUUGGAGUGAGGCUCUGGCACGAUCUGACCAUAAGCAGCCCACAAACAACGACAUCCACAACACUCUCCAGAGCCUCCGCCGAAAGACUCUCCAAACUAAGAAGCAAGCAGAAGAGUGUGAUGGCAUCAUAGCUCAGCUGGAGGAAAGGCAGCGUACUUUGAGCUCCAGUCUCAGAGACAAACAGAUGCAUCUCAGUGACCUGCAGAGUUCAAGAGAUGUUCUCACCCAGGACCUCAGCGCACUACAGGAGACAAAAGAGAGAAAUUUGUCUUGUCUGGUCACCCUGCAGGGUCGGGCCAAACACCUGCAGGCUGUUAAGGAGGGACGAUACAGUCCUGUGGCAAGUGGAGACACAGCACUGCAGGUGGCUAAACAGAAACAAGAGGAGCGACUGAAAAUGGUCAGCUCUAUUCUUCAUCAUUUGACUCAAGAGCACCCUGAGCACCACAGCGCCCUCCACAGGAUUAACCUCACAAUGGCAGGACAUGUAGACCAUGGACUUCAGAACAGCCAGUGACCACAGAAAUAUUUAUACAUAAAAUACAAGACAUAUGUGUAUGUACAUAUAUGUUUGAAAGUAGUAGGACUCUUAAUCAGUAUAAGGUAUGAUUGAUUACAUGAAAAAUUAAGAGAGGGUGGGAGAGAGUCUCGAAGGCCCUGUGUGCAUUUGUGAAGAGGUGAGUCGACAUUCAAGCAAUCUGCUGAGCAGGUAACAGCCAGGAACUUUUUAUACACAAUCUGUUAAGCUACAGCAUGAAAGACCAUUUAGAUUGCAAUGUUCCUGUAUCAGUAUAAACACAGUUGCAGCCAUAUUUGCUUUAAACAGCUUUGUGAUGGAGUAUCCUAAAUAAAAUCUCUUUUAAACAAUUUCAUCACCAAGGUUUUCUGUAUCCUACAUUUUUACAAGGAAGUUGGAAGAUUUUUUCCAGUGAUGUUGGAGUGUAGAGUAGACUAAUUUAACACAUAAAUGUUGCACAGAAUUUAUUUACCGUUCUAGAAGUGUCUGGUUUCAGGCUUGCACCCUGCCCUUUAGUCAGACCUGGGCAGUGACUGCCUAACUCAUUCAUACAGGCUUU
Myxocyprinus asiaticus (Chinese sucker) is the source of this 3431-nucleotide messenger RNA. RefSeq names its product coiled-coil domain containing 40 (gene ccdc40). The transcript is spliced from 19 exons. The record is from RefSeq and is a predicted model, not a curated record. Gene Ontology annotation, cellular component: cytoplasm; cilium. Gene Ontology annotation, biological process: epithelial cilium movement involved in determination of left/right asymmetry; axoneme assembly; heart looping. Bases 26 to 2872 code for a protein of 948 amino acids. NCBI's taxonomy places the organism in Eukaryota, Metazoa, Chordata, Actinopteri, Cypriniformes, Catostomidae.